This is a messenger RNA of Fusarium venenatum, 696 nucleotides long. The record is from RefSeq and is a predicted model, not a curated record. Lineage: Eukaryota; Fungi; Ascomycota; Sordariomycetes; Hypocreales; Nectriaceae.
AUGCGUGGCGCCACGUCAAGACAAGAGAAUCAAACCACUGCCACCCUAUCUUCAGUCGUCGCAUUUAUCCAACACGAUCGCAGAUACGUGUUGAAGCAGAAACUUGGGAAGAACAAAGACUGCAUACGGACCUUCACGAAGCACGUCAGAGACUUGCUGGAUGAAACUGAGAUAUACCAUAAGCAUGUGCCUCGCGAAGAUUGGAAAGACAUGGAUCUGCUCGAGUCGCUGCUCGAGAAGAGGAGCCGACACUUGAACGAUUUGUGGGCGACUAGACGACGACUAGAGAAUGAAAUGAGAGAGAUACGAAGAGAAGUAAGACAUCAUUUGAGCUGGACCUCCCCAUAUCCGGAUAUGAAUCAGCAACAACGUAUUGAUCGCGUCUCACGCGUGAUAAAGGGAUCACGUAUAUCCUCUUCCCAUAUCAAUAGCCACAAAUUACAGCCACUUACCACGCAGCUGUCAUUCACACAUUAUUGUUCAUCAAUGCCAAAGUCUGCAGAAAUCACUAAUACUUACCCGCAAAUGGUCGAAUACGUUUACGUCUACACAGUCGAGAUGAAGCGGGAGAUUGAGAGCAUUUCUGCUGAGAUACGGGCCAUCAAGGCAGGGCUCAGACUCAGGGAUGCUGAACUGCAGCACGAUAUCGCACGGAUGAAGCUUCAAAUAGAGCAGAUGCGUCGUUCACAGACAUAG